Molecule: messenger RNA, 1226 nt
Organism: Prunus mume (Japanese apricot)
Lineage: Eukaryota; Viridiplantae; Streptophyta; Magnoliopsida; Rosales; Rosaceae
Source: RefSeq, a predicted model, not a curated record
GCAAGGGGUGGGGGAAGGAUGUUGAAGUUGCAGCGCUUAUCUCUGCGGAUGAUGGCUCUCAAAUCCCAGCGCCUCCACAACAUUGCAGAGACGACGUCGCAGAGCGUAGCAAAAAGGGUGAGGACGAUGACCACUGAAUCCUCCAUGAAAGAUGCCUUCGCCAAAUACACCGAUUACCUCAAUGGCCUGCUGGAGGCUUUUUGUUUAACAAUGUGGGGUUUUGUGUCGCCAUUUAAUACCAUUAACAGCAAAAAGGUCAUCUUUCAGGUGCACAGAAUCAGUAAACACAACAAAGAGGAAGUUCUGCAGAAAGCAGAAAAGGAUUUAGCAACUGUGACUGAUCAGUACAUCUCCCGACUGGUUAGGGAGCUGCAAGGGACUGAUUUUUGGAAGCUAAGACGGGCAUACUCACCUGGGGUACAAGAAUAUGUUGAAGCUGCAACGUUCUGUAAAUUCUGCAGGACUGGGACUCUUUUAAACCUUGAUGAGAUGAAUGCUACUUUGUUACCACUCAGUGAUCCUUCUCUUGAGCCUUUGCAGAUCAAUGUCCUUGACUAUCUCCUCGGGCUUGCAGAUUUGACUGGAGAGCUGAUGCGGUUGGCAAUUGGUCGAAUUUCAGAUGGUGAACUUGAUUUCGCUAAGAAGAUAUGCGAGUUUGUGCGUGAAAUUUACAGGGAACUAACCCUUGUUGUCCCAUUUAUGGAUGAUAGUCAUGACAUGAAGUCGAAAAUGGAUACAAUGCUUCAGAGUGUAAUGAAGAUAGAGAAUGCUUGCUUCGGUGUUCAUGUGAGAGGAUCAGAGUCUAUGCCCCUACUUGGCUCCGACGAUCCAACUUCAUUCUUAUUCGGAGUGCCUGAUGUUGAAAUAUGAUGGAAAAAGGCUUGGAUUUCAAGGGGCAUAGAUGAUGGGGCACAUACAAUUUUUGUUCAGAAUUGUUUGCAGUUCAUCACCAUGCAGUCGCUACUCACGGUCACACAGCAGACAAGAGAUUGUGACUUUUGAGGAACAAUUCGUGUAGGUUUCCUUAUGAAAGCCUUUAUAACAAUUUUCUUCUACUUCUCUGUAAAUUGAUGAGAAAUGAGAAUUAGAUAGAGCUUGUAGUAAAACCCUGCCAAAGAUGUGUUAGACAUGAGGUUCACCUCAGAAUGUAUUGAAGAAACUGUUUUAUAUUUCUCACAUCUGUUUACAAAAUACAUUCCCUAUUUAUAUACAUGGUCAAACUCUUA